AUGCCGCUACCGAAUAAAAUUACGGAAUACAUGCCAAUAAUUAAGGGAACUCAUAGCGGUGAUGGUGACAAAGAGCAUGCUGCAGCUAAAAACAAAGAAAAAGAGGAUGAAGAAGUGAUAUUGUCAAGUACAGGUCAUGAUGAUGUUGCUCACAGACGUCACGGGAUAUCAUUAUUUAAGUUGCAUUGGGAACAUGUUAGCGCACCGCUUGCUAUUGCUUUUUGGUUCUUUACGGUUACCAUUAUGAAAAUUAUCUUCCAUCGUUUUCGAAGUAUCCAUAGUUUAUUACCCGACUCAGCAUUACUAAUUGUUCUUGGCUUAUUUUUUGGCUAUGUCUUUCAUCUCAUUUAUCCGGAUGAGAUGUAUCUCAAACCAGACUGGUUCUUCUUAUAUCUCUUGCCACCUAUUGCGCUUGAUGCUGGUUACUUCAUGCCUAAUAAAGACUUUUUCAGGAAUAUUGGAACUAUAAUGACUUACGCAGUUGUUGGAACAUUAUGGAAUGUCUUCGCUAUCGGAAUGACGUUGUAUUUUUUACAUGAUUACUUCAAAGUGCAUACUUCGUUGAUCGAACUAUUGCUGUUUUCAACGUUAAUAUCUGCUGUGGAUCCAGUAGCUGUUCUUUGUGUAUUUGAAGAAAUUCAUGUUAAUCAGCUUCUUUAUAUCUGUGUGUUUGGUGAAUCAUUGUUAAAUGAUGCCGUAACAAUUGUACUCUAUCAAACCUUCAAUGCUAUGGUAGAUGCAGGUAGUCUUACGGGUGCAGAUUAUGCUACAGCUGCUUCUUCAUUUUUUGUUGUUUCGUUUGGUGGUUUGCUAAUCGGGUUGAUUUGGGCUGUUUUUACUGGCUUCACAACCAAACAUUCUCAACAUCUGAAUGUUGUCCAGCCGCUAAUAUGCUUGCUUUUUCCGUACCUUGCAUACUUAACAGCAGAAGUGGUUGCUAUGUCCGGCAUUUUAGCAAUCGUUAUAUGUGGACUAACCAUGAAGCAAUUUGUUGUGGGCAAUUUAUCACGGAAAUCGCUUGUUACUGUGCAAUACUUCAUGAAAACACUCUCAUCAAGUUGUGAAGCCCUAAUUUUCGUCUAUCUUGGCAUAUCGGCUGUUUCAAAAAAUCACGAUUGGGAUGCUGUGUUCAUUGUUGGCACUUUAAUUAGUUGUUUUAUUCAACGGUUUAUUGGAGUUUUCUCCCUUACUUAUCUUUUAAAUGUACAUCGAGUGCAGAAGAUUGACCUGGUUGAUCAAUUUAUCAUGAGUUAUGGCGGUAUUCGAGGUGCUGUAUGUUAUGGUCUUGUAAUGUCACUUGACCCUUCAUCGGUAAAGGCUAAAAACAUGUUCGCAUCCUGUACUGUUGUUGUCAUAUUGUUCACUGUUUUUGCACAGGGUGGAACAAUCAAACAGCUAGUAAAAUUAUUAGAAGUUAAACAGAACGAAGUGCACAAGAAAACUGUUUUCGAAAUGGUCAGCGAAAAUGUGAUCAAUAAUAUGAUGACUGGUGUAGAAGGAAUAACUGGUUAUCGUGGCCAGUACUGGUAUCGUCAGGCAUUCAAUAAGUUUGCGGAGAAUCACGUGAAACCCUACUUAAUGAGUAAUGCAAAAUCUGGAGCAGAUCGUCUAGUUGAUUAUCAUGAACACAUUCAGGUCAAAGAAGCAGUGCAGCAUUUGAAAGUACAUGGUAGUUUUGUUGGUUUGCCAACUGCACAAAGUAAAGUGAAUCUAGAACAAGCGGCAACGGAAACACCACAACUGAUGGUGGGUGAUCGGAAAUACAGACGAAGCAAUCUGGAUGCCAAUGGUUUAAUUGUGUCGGCGCAAAUGCAAGUGAAAGUUCCUCGCAAUGAAUCAAUCAGCAUAUUCCUAAGAGAUAAAUUUAAUGAACUCAAUUCGCCUGUAUCAACUGGUGUAUAUAGCCGACAUUUGCUAGAUGUUGAUAACACACCACGUACAUCUUCCAAACGGCAGGAUUUUCACAAAGGCAAUUCAUUUGAUGCACUUGAUAGCGAGGCAUAUCAUAUGACUUAUCCAUACUGCAAAAAUGCUCGCAUAAGGCGACAUACAGCAUAUGAUGUUGCUAGUUACGACCAAACAGAUAAACAUUCGAGAAAAACUACCAUCGCGUUACAUAAAAGUUCCGACAUUGAUGCGCUUACAUUCAAUAUCGAUUCUUCAAAACCUCGUUUUUUAAUUACUAGCGAACCCGAUCCUGCUUCACCACCAAAUGCACCACGCUAUUUGCACCGAAAGAAUUCGGAACAAGAUUUACAGGAAAUGAUUGAAACGAGCAUUGGUGGGAAGUCGUCAUACUCUAACUUGAUAUUACCCGGCGAAGUAACUAUCGAAAAAUUACAGUUGGAAGAAAGGCCGAGGAAGCUUUCAACAGGUCUCAAAGCGUCUUUAUCGAAAGAAGCAAGUGAGAAAACGACUUUAUCACCAGUAAAUGAAGAUGAUGAAAAUACCGAGUUACCCAGCAGUGAACGAAACAAAUACGGUUGA
Loa loa (African eye worm) is the source of this 2487-nucleotide messenger RNA. Its product is annotated as sodium/hydrogen exchanger 3 family protein. The coding region runs from base 1 to 2487 and encodes 828 amino acids. Gene Ontology annotation, molecular function: sodium:proton antiporter activity. The record is from RefSeq and is a predicted model, not a curated record. The transcript has 23 exons. Gene Ontology annotation, biological process: sodium ion transport; regulation of pH; proton transmembrane transport. NCBI's taxonomy places the organism in Eukaryota, Metazoa, Nematoda, Chromadorea, Rhabditida, Onchocercidae. Gene Ontology annotation, cellular component: membrane.